This is a messenger RNA of Microthlaspi erraticum, 486 nucleotides long. NCBI's taxonomy places the organism in Eukaryota, Viridiplantae, Streptophyta, Magnoliopsida, Brassicales, Brassicaceae. The record is from the annotation of a GenBank genome assembly.
AUGCUAUCUUGUACAUAUUGCUCUUUUAUCUCUGUGAUUUUCUUGGCUAAGUCUUGCAGGAACAGGUUUCUAGGGAGAAACACCAUUAACUCGAGGCACACUCGAUUGAGCCCAAGAGAGAGUGAACUCGAUCGAGCUGCUCAGAGAUUGUUCCUUGGAGCUCCUGAUGGUCGCCUGCCUCUCCACCACGACCUUGCUUCCCAGUUCUUUGGGGGCACUGAGGCUAAGUUUGGGGGUGCCAACUCGAGCUCGAUCGAGUUGGGUGUAAAAACCAGAAAAGUGGUCUUUUGGAGCAUUCUGGAGCAUAUGGGACGUGAGGAGCAAGGAAGGACUUGGUGCAUGGACGCAGCUCAACUGGAUGCAAAGGAAGAGGAAGCCAUCUUGAAGACCAGCUCGACCAUCUACUCGAGUCAACUCGACCGGCCAAGCUUCAACUCGAUCGAGCUGGAGUCAAGUCAAACCCGAAAAAUGUUGCUUCCCCCUUGA